Molecule: messenger RNA, 2970 nt
Organism: Trichomycterus rosablanca
Lineage: Eukaryota; Metazoa; Chordata; Actinopteri; Siluriformes; Trichomycteridae
Gene: shisa7b
Product: shisa family member 7
Exons: 5
Coding region: 1-1917 (638 amino acids)
Biological process (GO): regulation of short-term neuronal synaptic plasticity; regulation of AMPA receptor activity
Cellular component (GO): AMPA glutamate receptor complex; postsynaptic membrane; dendritic spine membrane
Source: RefSeq, a predicted model, not a curated record
AUGCCAUCUGCUGCGAACUUGUUUUUUAUCCUUCUACUGGACUGUGUGGUUUCCAAUAUGGCUAUUACCUCAGAACGUCGCUUAACCAAUGGUGGGCCACUGUUGGUUCUACUGCGAAGCUGGGGCAAAGACACAUCACCCCCUUUAAAGGAGGGCUGGGGAAAGAAAGCAGCAGCCCUGGCGGUGGAACCAGAGGCGGCCGAGAUCCCACCAAUGCCCCUUCCCCAGAUCAUGCUCCCACGUAACGUGACGGCAGACGCCCUGAAACCUCCGCUGGGGGCCGCACAGGUAGCGCCACCUCCACGCCGACUGGUGGACGUUGAUGUGUGUCGGGGCUACUAUGACGUCAUGGGCCAGUUCGACAACACCUUUAACUGCACCAAGGACACCUACAUCUACUGCUGUGGUACUUGCCACUUCCGCUUCUGCUGUGAGCAUCAGCGCAACCGUCUGGAUCAAGACUCCUGCACUAAUUACAACUCGCCCGUCUGGGCGAACACACAGGUACCUGCUACUCAGCCCCCGAGCCGUUCGGACCCAGACUUCGACCCGCUGCAGCACCAGAACAACAAUACAGCUUACGUCAUCGGUGGUGUCAUCUCUUUCACGGUGGCUGUAGCCAUCGGGGUCAAAGUGGCUUUUCGGAAGGUUUCUCGUAGACCCAGAAACCGAGACAUCAACAUGCCGAGAGCAUUGGUUGAAAUCCUGCGUCAUCAGUCAAGCCCAAUACAGCACAGUGAGAGGAACAAUAGCACCAUCCUGACUACCGCCACCAGCAGCAAGGGCGCUUUAGGACGGCAAUCCAAAAACCAGUACACACCUAUCCUCCAGAGCAAAGAUAACCGAAUUGGAAAACACAAUUUAAUCCAGUCUGGGUCAAGUCCCAAACACACAGCUACUAUCGAGCGUGUACCACGAAUAAACAAUGCCCAGCUGUCCUCCACUGCAAAUCUGCUUUCCAGCAAGACCAGCAACACGGGUCCUCAUCCGACCUUCUCUCACUCCUUUCACAACCUGGCCCAGCUCCCACCAACAUAUGAAGCUGUUAUGAAACCUGAGAUUAACCGCUAUUCCUCUCUCAAGAGACUAGAGAAAGAGCUGGAUGAUAUAACAGGUUACUAUACCUCGAAGCGACGAUCCAACAAUGCACCACCCUCCUUUCACUCCUCUCAGCAUCACCUGCCAUGGGGAGGUGAUUACACCCUAGAUGCAAGGGGCACGUUGCCGUUGCACUCAUCCCGACCCCGAAUAUACGUACCUACAUCUACCUCCACACCAAACCCUUACCCUUUACCACAGACACCAUACAGUCCCACCCUUGAGACAGCGAGCCAGCCUCCACGCCGUGUGAUGUCUCAAGACCAGCUGCUGGCCCUGGGAGAGGGAAACGCUCUCUCCUACCUCUCCAAGAAUCAGCAGCACCAGUACUACAAAGCCAUGACCACCAGCAAAAGUUCCAACUCCCAGACAAUACGAAAGUCCCACGAACGCCUUCCCGUGUCACCGAGUUACCUAGACGAAAGGAUGAUGAUGGGCAGAAUGCGUGACUACGGUGGCAUGGUGUCCCCCGUAUCUCACCUCAGCCACCACAAGAAAGCGCAGUCCCAGCUGAACGUCUGCGUGACCCCCUCGCUCGACCGGCACCACAUGAUCAAGAUGAACUCGCACCCGACCUCCGGCUGCGAACAGGAGCGGGGUGUCCCCGGCAUGUCCGCCGCUCACGGGACUACCGCUCUGAAUUGGGGGGAGGGGCCUGGCUCUCUGGGCGUAACGGUGGGCCACAGUGCCCGCAGGAUGGCGUUCGCUACCAAGCGACAGAACACCAUCGAACAGCUGCACUUCCUCCCUGGGGGUGGCGGGGGAGGGGGAGGCAGUCAAGCAUUGUGGACAGGGAGUAAGAAUGAAGUCACUGUGUGAGGGAGGAUUAAGAAGGGAGGUAGAAAGGGUUGUUAGAAAGAUGAUAUGCAUUUGCUCAGACAGAAAGCAGGCAUAGUACUUUGAGGCGGAGGUCUAGGUAAGAGUUAGAAUGCGGGAUGGAACAUGGAACAUGAUUGGAUUGAUGGGAACCUCAGAGAUAGAGUAAGGCAGAACAUGAGGAUGCAAUCUGGGGAUUCAUUUGACCCCCGGGGUGCUUGCUGCUUAGGACAGGGGCGGACAAACCCUUGUGAAAUAAAAGCAUUUUCAGAUGGAACUUUAGAUGAAGGUCGUCAGUUUUACUCAUCUAUGUAUGCUGUAUAUAUUCAAUUUCGGAGGCAUUUGCAUCUACAUUUGAGCCAUAUGUUUAGAUUCGAAAGCAAAAAAUGUAAAAAGAAUAUUACAUUGAGGCUUCCUUCAUAGAGAAACUUUUCUAAAGAGUACGUAUUCUCACUAAUUUGUAUUGCUAUCUUGGUGAGAGAACAUGAUAAAUGAUCAAAUUUGACUAUAACUUGAAGGUGGAAGCUUUGAGUACUGGUGGCCUGACUGUAAUUUCAUGAAUUUUCUUACUAUAAUGCAAACUGUUUAUAUGAACAAGGUGUCCCAUGAAUAAUGCUGUGACCUUUAAUGGAUAAAGACGUUUUUUGAAACGCAAAUAAUGUGAAUUCAGAAAUACACUGUACAGUUUUAUUUGGCUUAAAAUAAGAAAGAUGCUAUGAGGAAUUGUAAUGCUUCUGUAUCGUAAUAUGACUCUUUAAAUUCAGAGUCUUGGCACUGUUAUCAUGUUGUUUUUUAACAGUUAUUUAGAUGAUAUGACAGUACUGAACUUGACAGUAUUUUAUCAGCCUAUAUUAACGCUGUGAGUAGUAUUGAAGUUGUUUUACUAUAUUGGCAGGGUUGGGCAGCAAUGGAAUACAAGCAUUCAGAAUACAUAUUCAAAAUGCAAACAAAACAUCUGUAUUGAUGAUUUAUUAUUACAUUUAGGGCAGACCAUUUCUGUUUGUUCUUUGUUUUUUAGUCAGUAAAAUUAUUUAGAAAUUAAACUAAUAAAACACG